Molecule: messenger RNA, 1579 nt
Organism: Galendromus occidentalis (western predatory mite)
Lineage: Eukaryota; Metazoa; Arthropoda; Arachnida; Mesostigmata; Phytoseiidae
Product: glucosidase 2 subunit beta
Exons: 7
Coding region: 41-1579 (512 amino acids)
Biological process (GO): N-glycan processing
Cellular component (GO): glucosidase II complex
Source: RefSeq, a predicted model, not a curated record
CGACUGUGAAGUUUCAACGCAGGGGGAAACCAGUCCGUCGAUGAUGUUUCACGAAAAGAUAAUUCUUCUCGUAGUCUUCGCGUGUAUAACAUCCGUCCACGCCACGGGCAAGGAUCGUGGUCGGCGGAUCUCUCGCGUGAGGGGCAUCCCUCUGCAGAUGAAACCUUUCUACAACCCCCUCCAAGACUUCGUCUGCCUCGAUGGAUCGAAGAAAAUGCCUUUCUCCCGCGUGAACGAUGAUUACUGCGAUUGCCGUGACGGCUCAGAUGAGCCAGGGACCUCGGCCUGUCCGAACGCGAACUUCUACUGCGUGAAUUUGUCGUACACACCCCUCACGAUUCCAUCGUCUCGGGUCAAUGACGGCAUCUGCGAUUGUUGCGACGGAGGGGACGAAUUCGAUUCGAAAGCCGACUGUCCGAAUACUUGUGAGGAGCUCGGACGGAGCUAUCGCGAGGAAGCGAAGCGCAGAGUCAAGAUUCUGAAUCGAGGGAAGAUACUCCGACAGAAUCUGGCUCAAGACGGGAAACGGAAGAUCGCCUUGGCGAAGCUCCAGAUCGCCGAGCUCAAAGUCAAAGUACGAGAAGCUAGGAAAGACGAAGAGGAGAAGGCAGCCUUCAGAAAGCUGUCAGACGAGAAGGAACGAAAGUUACUCGACGACCAAGCGAAAGUCGCGAAGGCUCUGAAUAAACGACGCGAAACAGAAGCCGGGCAAAACAAGGAAGGAGAGAGACGCCAAGCCGAAGAGGUUUUCCUCGACCUCGACACAAACGAAGAUGAUUUUGUGACGUUCGAGGAGCUCACGAACAAUUCUGUGCUCGAUAAAGACAAAGACGGCAAAGUUUCCGAAGAUGAAUCGAGGUCUUUCCUGCCCUUCCGCGGAGGAGUGGAUUCCGAAGAGUUUAUAGGGUCGGUCUGGCCCCUUAUGAAGCCCCUAUGGUUAGCUCGGAACGACAGUCCGUCAGGCACCGGAGCCGCGGUCCCAAAUGUCGAGGGUUCUCCCUCGGAUUCUGGCUCCGUUGAUCAGGCAACACCUCUGCCCGCGGUUCUGGUGGAGCACGAUCCUGAAGUCGAUGCCGCUGUGCUGACUGCCGAAAGAGCUCGCUCGGAACACAACGAAGCCGAGCAGAAGCGCGAAGAGCUAGAGCAAGAACUCGCGCAUCUGGAGGAACUUCUCGCCGGGGAUUUCGGGGUGGACUCUGAGUUCGUAUCGCUCCACGGGGAAUGUUUCGAGCUCAGAGACAGAGAAUACAUAUACAAAAUGUGCCCUUUCGACAAGAGCUCACAGCGAUCGAGAAUCGACGGAAUCGAGACGAGUUUGGGUCGAUGGGCUAGCUGGGAAGCGCGUGGUGAAAUCAAACACGCGGGAAUGAAGUUCAUCGGUGGCGCCGAAUGCUGGAAGGGUCCAGCACGCUCUGUUCUCGUCGUCCUGGAAUGCGGAUUAACCAACGAGUUGAUAUCAGCGAGUGAACCCUCUCGUUGUGAAUAUAUGUUCGAAUUCGCGACGCCAGCGGCAUGUGUCGCCGGCAUGCCCCUCGUACCACAGAGGAGCAAGACAGGAAGGGGACACGAUGAGCUUUGA